Molecule: messenger RNA, 1390 nt
Organism: Macadamia integrifolia
Lineage: Eukaryota; Viridiplantae; Streptophyta; Magnoliopsida; Proteales; Proteaceae
Product: deSI-like protein At4g17486
Exons: 4
Coding region: 506-1174 (222 amino acids)
Biological process (GO): protein deubiquitination
Molecular function (GO): deubiquitinase activity
Source: RefSeq, a predicted model, not a curated record
GUAAUUAAUCUGCAAUUCUCAAGUUCAAAUCAAUUCUCUACCUGAAAGUCUGAAACCAACAUAAGUGCUCAGAACUCUGACCUUCCUCUCAGGUCUGAGAACGCGAGCCGCCAAUUCUCCUUACGCGGCUUUCGAUCGAAAAUAUUUCUAAGGAAGGGAAAAACCAGAAAAAAAAAUUAUUGCAUUCGUCAGAUCUCUCUUCCCUCGUCGGUUACCAAAUAUUCGCACUUUUUUCCUCUGAUUCUCCUCUUGCAUUUUGGGUUUCUUGACUUUCUGGCCUCAAUCCAUCUUUCAUUCUCGUUAUAAUUCUUGUUACUCAUAGUAUUGACUCUUCUAGGGUUUCCAUAUUUUGUUUAGCUGCGAAUUUUGCUGGUUCACCGAUGAGUUCGAAAUCUUGAAGUCGAAUUUGUCUCUGAUUUGUUACGCAAUUUGUUUCUUUAGGGCUUUUGGGAUAUUCCAAAUUCUAGAAAUAUUUCUUUUGGAGAAUUGGUGGUGUGGAAUUAACAUGCGCUCGUUUCUGUGGAGCUCGGCUUCCACGAAUGAGCAGAAUAAUGGAGGCAAUCGUGCUCAGUUGUACCUCAAUGUCUAUGAUCUAACGCCUAUAAACAACUACCUCUACUGGUUUGGACUUGGAAUCUACCACUCCGGAAUCGAAGUUCAUGGUAUGGAGUUUGCAUUUGGAGCCCAUGAGUACCCAACAAGUGGAGUGUUUGAGGUGGAGCCGAAAUGCUGUCCUGGUUUUGUCUACAGACGGUCAGUGUUGCUGGGCAGUACCGACAUGUCCUGUUCAGAGUUCCGGUUAUUCAUGGAACAACAUUCUGGAAAUUAUCAUGGAGAUUCCUAUCAUUUGAUUGCGAAGAACUGCAACCAUUUUACUGAUGAUGUUUGCAUGCGUCUCACCGGAAAACGUAUUCCUGGUUGGGUGAAUCGGUUAGCUAGAUUAGUCUCAGGUUCUUUCUGCAACUGUUUACUACCAGAAAGUAUUCAAACUACAGCAAUUAGGCAUCUACCUGAUCAUCCACCAUAUUCUGAUGAUGGGUCUGAAUCCGUAGCUUCAUCCGCAUCAGCAGACAGUGAAGAAGAGCGCUCAGAUCAUCAUUUGCUACCUACACAAAAUGGUGAUGUGGCAUUUAUAAAUGAGAAAUCAGUGAGGCUUGCGAAGGAUCUUUUGUGAUUAAGUAUAUCUUUGUUUCAUUCUUGUGCCUGCCUGUUGUCUGUACUAGCAAUGUAUGAUUUUCAAUCGUAACAAUAACCCUCAGCUUCAGUUUGCUGGUGGAUAUUGGUCAUAGCUCUCUGGUCGAUUAUGAUGCCUACAUUUGUCUCUGUAUGGUAAUACAUGUUUCUUCAAGUUUAAUGUCUUUCCUCCUUGUAUGAAAUUUUGAUUCCUGAA